AUGGCCCCCAAUGUUUCACCAUUCGGGACAUGGGAGUCACCAAUCAGCGCAGCGUACGUUGCGAAAGCGGGGAUCUCAUACGACGAUGUACUCGUUGACCCGAUUGCUUCUCGUGUACAUCCCAAUGCCAACGGAAUCUAUCACAUCGAGAAGCGGCCCUCAGAGGCUGGGCGUAACGUUAUCGUAGAAACGGCAACGAAGAAAGAUGUUCUUGGAAAAAGCUGGAAUUCACGGUCUGGUGUGCAGGAGUAUGGUGGUGCAAGCGCGAUUGUGUACGGUGGGGUUGUGUAUUUUUCGAACUUUGGAGAUGGAAGGGUAUACAAGGUCGACCGAAAUGACGAGGGCAAUGAACCUGUUCCGGUGACUCCAGAAAGCAAGAACCAUCGAUUUGCCAACUUCGCCGCUCACCCAACUGUUCCACAUUUGCUUGUUUCUAUUCUUGAAGACCAUACGAAUCCCGCACCCGCAGACGUCAAGACUUCACUCGUAACAAUUGACACACUGUCUAACACGGUUCAUCCGUUAAUCUCGGGUGCUGAUUUCUAUGCCGCACCAGCGUUCAAUCCUGAAGGAACUCGACUUGCCUGGGUCCAGUGGGAUCACCCAGACAUGCCCUGGGAUGGCUCCCAAGUACACGUCGCGGAUGUUAUCGCCGAAGGAGACGCCCUUGCUUUACAGAACGUGAAGAAAAUCAAGGGAGAGUGGAAGGAAGAGAGUGCAGUCCAGCCAAGAUGGGUCGGAAAAAGCAAACUGCUAUUCUUCUCUGACAAGUCGGGAUUCCAAAAUCCAUGGAUCGUCAAUGUUGCAGAGUCUUCGUCCGAACCCCGUCCUGUCCUUCCUACUCCUCUUAAGCAAGAUUUCGCGGAGCCGGAUUGGUCUCUCGGCGCUACAUCCUCUGCAAUUUUAUCAGAGAACGCGGCAGCCUGCAUCGCUCUUCGAGACGGACGUUCUAUUUUAUACGUCCUUGACCUCAGGAACGGGACUGUCCAGGAAAUUCCUACUCCUUAUACUGUCAUGAAGAAUAUCAGACGCACGGGUCCUCAUUCUGCGGUAUUCCUUGCAAGUAAGACUGACACGCCCAUGGAGAUUGUUCAUGUCGAGCAGGAUGAGUCUGGAGAAACGAAGUUCAGUACACUCGUGGGCGGGGAUUCCAGUGAUGCUGAUGCAGAGAAAGUUGAUAAGACGUUUUUCUCUGCACCUCGUCCACUAACGUUUAAAGGACGUGAAGGGUUUCCGUUGUACGUUAUCUUCUACCCACCAACGAACCCGAACUUCACUGGACCGAAUGGUGAACGGCCACCAUGUAUCGUUUCUGCACACGGAGGACCGACUGGUAUGACCAACCAGGCAUUCAGUCUCAAGAAGCAGUACUUUACGAGUCGCGGAUUUGCAUGGGUCGAUGUUAAUUACGGCGGGUCGUCUGGAUACGGACGAGAAUACAUUCAACGACUUGACGGUAAUUGGGGCCUCAUCGACGUAACCGACUGCGUCGAUGCCGCCCGUGCACUCGCUUCUCCAGAAUUCGGCGAAAUUGAUCCUGCACGGGUAUUCAUCACAGGUGGCUCUGCAGGCGGCUACACUGUCCUGCAAUCCCUCUGCUCCGCUUCCACAGGUGUCUUCGCAGCAGGCACAUCAAGCUACGGUAUCUCGAACCUCUUCACACUCGCAGAGGAUACGCAUAAGUUCGAGUCGAAAUAUGGAGAUAAGUUGCUCGGUGGACCUGCAGAUAAGAUCCCGCAUGUUUUGAGAGCGAGGAGUCCAGUGUUUCACGCGCAGAAAAUCAAGGUUCCGCUUCUUAUACUACAAGGAUCGGAGGAUAAAGUCGUCCCACCUUCUCAGGCGGAAGAGAUGCUGAAGGUUAUUCGUGAGCGUGGUGGUCGUGUCGAAUACACGCUCUUUGAAGGAGAAGGACAUGGCUGGCGAAAAGCGGAAACAAUCAUUGCCGCACUUGAGAGAGAGCUGGACUUUUAUCUGGAUGUUCUUGGAUUAAAGACAAAGGAAAGUUCAUAAGGCUAAGGACUAGAGGAAAGGAGUAAUUUGUUUGUAUUAUACGUAAGAGAAAUGGAUC
This is a messenger RNA of Fomitiporia mediterranea MF3/22, 2068 nucleotides long. Its product is annotated as alpha/beta-hydrolase. Gene Ontology annotation, biological process: proteolysis. The record is from RefSeq and is a predicted model, not a curated record. Gene Ontology annotation, molecular function: serine-type peptidase activity. NCBI's taxonomy places the organism in Eukaryota, Fungi, Basidiomycota, Agaricomycetes, Hymenochaetales, Hymenochaetaceae. The transcript is spliced from 4 exons. Bases 1 to 2010 code for a protein of 669 amino acids.